Messenger RNA from Hemicordylus capensis (graceful crag lizard), 3674 nucleotides. It is a transcript of the gene ORAI2, whose product is annotated as ORAI calcium release-activated calcium modulator 2. Gene Ontology annotation, biological process: store-operated calcium entry. NCBI's taxonomy places the organism in Eukaryota, Metazoa, Chordata, Lepidosauria, Squamata, Cordylidae. Gene Ontology annotation, molecular function: store-operated calcium channel activity. The coding region runs from base 888 to 1652 and encodes 254 amino acids. Gene Ontology annotation, cellular component: membrane. The record is from RefSeq and is a predicted model, not a curated record. The transcript has 5 exons.
CUAUGAGGUAGGUUAGGCUGAGAGAUAAGUAGCUGGCCCAGAGUCACUCAGUGAGCUUCAUGGCUGAAUGGGGAUUUGAACUCGGGUCUUCACGGUCCUUGUCCACCACUCUAACCACUAUGCCAUGCACAGAAAUAGAGGUAUCUGUAUGAAUGUGUGAUAGGGAUUGAUUGAUUAAGUGCCGUCAAGUUGGUGUUGACUCUUAGCGACCACAUAGAUAGAUUCCCUCCAGGAUGAUCUGUCUUCCACUUGGCCUUUUAGGUCUCUCAGUGGUGCAUUCAUGGCUGUUGUAAUCGAGUCCAUCCACCUGGCUGCUGGUCGUCCUCUUCUUCUCUUUCCCUCAACUUUUCCCAGCAUUGAUAGAAGCCGCUUGAGACACGCGUGCAGCAGCAGCCGCCCAGCACUACUUCGACAUUCAGUGACUUCUCGGAUACCCACAGGCAGUACUCGGAGGCAAAAACUCUCUUCUGCUGUUGCUGCCCCGCAGUGUGCAAAAAGCUGGAAUGUCUUGUGAACUGGCAGGUUUCCUCCUCGAGUGCAGCCACGCCAGAAAUGACCCAGUUGGCUCUUUUUUUGAGGCGCUGCCCUGAGAAAUUAAUUCGGGGACAGGCGAGAGUGCCGGCGACCGUGUUUUCUUCCAUUGCUUGUGCGCUCGGCAGCGCGGCUGAGAUCUAAGGCUUUCCCCCUGCUGCGGCUGAAGCCAAGAUGACAAGGCCAGCGCCCGCCAAGCACUCCGCUUCCCUUCGCGAGAGCACUUUGCUGACUUGAGUCGUGGAGAGAGCAGAAGCGUUUGCCAAGGCAACACCCACUGAACUCCGGAGGAAUUACAGCGGGCAGGGUCGGACUUAACUGAGGCUGCAUUCUCAAGAUCAGGCCUGCCUUUCAUCAUGAGUUCUGAGCUGAACGUCCCCGCUGACCCGCCAGCUGCCACCGAGCCGGCCACCAAGGGCAUGGACUACCGCGACUGGGUCCGUCGCAGCUACCUGGAGCUGGUCACCUCCAACCACCAUUCCGUCCAGGCCCUUUCAUGGCGGAAACUGUACCUGAGCCGGGCCAAGCUGAAAGCUUCCAGCCGGACCUCGGCGCUGCUCUCUGGAUUCGCCAUGGUGGCGAUGGUCGAGGUCCAGCUCGAGAUGCAGUACCAGUACCCGCAGAUGCUGCUUAUUGCCUUCAGCGCCUGCACCACCAUCUUGGUGGCUGUCCACCUCUUCGCCCUCCUCAUCAGCACCUGCAUCCUGCCCAAUGUGGAAGCGGUCAGCAACAUCCACAACCUGAACUCCAUCAGCGAGUCCCCCCACGAGCGCAUGCACCUGUACAUUGAGCUGGCCUGGGGUUUCUCCACCGUCCUCGGCAUCCUCCUCUUCCUGGCUGAGGUGGUGCUUCUGUGCUGGAUCAAAUUCUUGCCUGUGGACUCGGUUGUGAAGAACGACACGGCUGUGCUGCAGAAGCCCAGCAGCAACACCGGCUGGCAGGCGGCCCUCAUCUCCACCAUGAUCAUGGUCCCUGUGGGGAUCAUCUUUGUUGUCUUCACCAUCCAUUUCUACCGGUCACUGGUCCACCACAAAACAGAACGUCACAACCGGGAGAUCGAGGAGCUUCACAAACUGAAAGUUCAGCUGGAUGGCCACGACCGAGGGUUGCAGGUUGUGUGAUGAAUGAAUGCAUCGUUCUUCCGUGUCGGAGAUUCCGCCGAGGAUUUUCGUAAUCGGAGUGGAUGGAAACCGACAAGAAGUACCCCUUGGUGGACUAUCAUAGAGGAUGGAAAUCAACAAGAAGUACCCCCUGGUGGAUUAUCAUAGUGGACAUAAACUGACAAGUACCCCCGGUGGACUAUCAUUCCCAGGUGCCACCUCCUCCUGAUGGCUUUUCAUAGACAAAAACAUGGGUUUUUUUCCACAGAGGUCUAGACAGCUCUCUCUCUUGGGUCCUUCUUUUUGUGGAUGUGUCUGUGGACGUGUCCAUAGUUUGAGACAAUACCUACAUCCGCGAGCAGUUAUCUGAAGAUGGCUUUAUCCACUUGAUUUCCAGACUUUAAAAACAAACACCAAGAUGAUUCUUUUGCAUUUGGGUUUAAUUACAUCAGUUUUAGUGAAGUAGGUUUAGCGGUGAUAUAUAUGAAGCGGAGAAGGGGUCUUAUGAUAGCUAGAGCUCUCUCUCAUAGGCGACUCAUUUGUCAGCAUUGCUUCCAGAGAUGAGUCGGUCAGCCGCAGGAUGCAAACUCCUGUGGAAAUCUGUGAAAGCCUUGUACGACGUUUCUGCUUUUGAUAAGGUGGUAUUUCUGGAGUGCCACCUUAUUAUCGCCCUAUAUCUGGAAACUGGGGGGCAUGCCGUUGUAGGCAACAUGUGUUUCCUCUGCCCUUUCUGGUCUGCUCAUUUCACACCAUCUCAAUAGGGUGGUGAGAAUUUUUUGUCAAGGAGAAAAAGGCAGGUUUGGUAGCCCAAAUCUGCGAUGGCAUUUUUUAUCAUGAGGGCUUCUGUGUAUCCCUGGAGAUGGUCCCAAGACUAGUUAAGGGAAUUUUAAAGAGCAAGAUAUAGAACUUUAUACAAUUGCACCCUUCAGGUAUGGAGGGCAUAACCAAAGUUUGUUAUGUACCUAUGAAGUUCAGACCUAAUCAUCUUUUGUGCUAGCUCCCCUACCCCCGUCCCAAACACUACAGUGGGCAUCUCAGCUUCUGGGACAACUCAUUGUUUUGCAUACAAUUUAUCAGAUAACCCAGGAGGUUUGUGUCAGCAGAGCAGAGUGGAUGCAACCGUGCUGCUAACCCCAGAACAGGUACUCCUUGCAGGUUGGUUUGUGUGUAUGUGCAAAAUUGCAAUAUGGUUCAGAAACGGAAGGAGAAGCACACAGUCCUGGCCGCCUCAUUCUGGACGCCCUCUGGUCCAUGAAGACCCGGGCACUUGGGCACAAAGCCACAUUCUUUCUUUGUUAGUUGUAUGAAACGUCUGUAUGUUCAGGGCCUGGGCUCUCAAACAGUGUUCCCUCUAAUAGGGAUUUCCAGCUGUUGUGGACUACAACUCCCAUAAUGCCCAGCCAAAGGCCAUUGCAACUGGGGAUGCUGGGAGUUGUAGUGAACAACAUCUGGGAAUCCCUGUUAGAAGGAACACUCUGCUCAAAAGCUUAUUUUUCAUGCUGUUUGAUCAGCAAAGCUGGAGAAAGGCUGGCUCAACUCCGUCUGGAGGAAUUAGGCUGUGAAUCCUGUGUGCAUUUACUUGGGAGAAAGCACCAAUUCAGUGGGACGGAGCCCUGAGUAAGCACGCAUAGGAUCCAGGCUGUCUCCCAGAUACCUGCCCUGAGCCAUCCUGUUUCACAGCUUAUGUGUUCUUCAAGUCACCGUUUAAUGGUUUGUGAAAAGAGUACGGUUAUUGGUCAUGACGCUUCCAAAAGAUAAAGCUCUUUGUUGUCUGCAGAGCGAGGUUCCUUUCAAAGGCCUCUUUUGCCGUACAAACACUCUUGCCAAAAUGUUUCAGUUGAAAUUGUACAGUGGUAAUAUACAACCAAUGGCCUCGACCUCGUCCCUCUGUUCCUAUGUCGGGCUGCCUGCAGGAUGCUGCCAAUUAUAAUAUAAUGAUAAGAAGUAUAUAGUAUUUGCAUUUACCUCUCCUAACACCUCUCUGAAGUUGUAUUAGUUGUGAAAUCGACCUAAACUGCCAGUUAUUAAAUACCCCUAAACGAC